AACGAGUCAUAUCGGCAAGGAUACUCAAGUUGAAGGAUGGUAAAGGAAGCAACAAGGCCCAAACAAAAAAAACAACAAAUAAGUCCAAAAACAUAACAAGUUUACAAAUUACAACCCCUUAAACUCUCAAAUCUUCUAAAGGAGUAUUAUUGUGGUGUAGGAGCUUUCCAUGUAACCAACCCAAUCAAAUCCCAACUUUUCUUUCCAAACCAUUCCUUAUAUACUUUGUAUAACGUGUUCUUCUUUCUUACCACAUUCAAUCUUCCAUAACAUUUCACCUCUAAAAUCAAACCCAUAACCCAAAUUUAAUCUUCCAUUGAUUUUAUUCUCUCUCUCCUAAAACUUAGCCAAAAUGGGUCCCUUGGUUCUGACCCAAUUAGCCUCCGGUCUUAGCGUGUUAGCCGGUGCGGCUCUAGUGAAGUCAGUCUUGGACCAGAAUAACACCAUGGCUGGUCCAUUUCCAAGGUGCCCAUCUUGUAACGGGUCGGGUCGGGUUGCCUGUUUCUGCUCGAGAUGGUCAGAUGGUGAUGUGGGUUGCCGCUCUUGUUCGGGUUCGGGUCGGGCUGCUUGCACCAAAUGUGGUGGUUCAGGUACCGGUCGACCCCUUCCGGUUCGGCUUAUUGCUCGAACUCCUACUAAUAAUAGUAAUGGCCGCCCUUAUUAAUGGAGUAAUUAAUUAUUUAAUCUUCUUUGUUGCUAGAAAUUUGGAAAAAGAAAAAAAAAAAAAAAUCAAAAUGUUAUAACUUUGUAAUUUAAUAUGAGUACAUAUUUAGUCUCAUUAUAUUAUAUACUUUUGUUUCUUGAAUUUGUAAUAUAUGUUGGUCAUCAUACUCGGAGAUUAUAAAUGAGAUUUCUAUAGAUUUGUGAGAUUGUGAUUAAGUAUUUCUAUUCUA
Chenopodium quinoa (quinoa) is the source of this 893-nucleotide messenger RNA. RefSeq lists its product as uncharacterized. The coding region runs from base 353 to 664 and encodes 103 amino acids. Lineage: Eukaryota; Viridiplantae; Streptophyta; Magnoliopsida; Caryophyllales; Amaranthaceae. The record is from RefSeq and is a predicted model, not a curated record. The transcript has a single exon.